Vicugna pacos (alpaca) is the source of this 1006-nucleotide messenger RNA. Lineage: Eukaryota; Metazoa; Chordata; Mammalia; Artiodactyla; Camelidae. The record is from RefSeq and is a predicted model, not a curated record.
GGCCGGGGAGGCCUGGCCGGCCAGGCUGGGAGCUCGAGCCCCACGCACCGCCGCCUCCCCCCACGAUGUUCCCCUCCCGGAGGAAAGCGGCGCAGCUGCUCUGGGAGGACGGCAGCUCAGCUGCUCUGGGGACGUGGCCCGGGCGGCCAGGGGACAAGGGCAGGAGAGCCCGGGCCCAUCGCGAGCCUGCCCGCCAGAGCCGCCCCGCGAGCAGUGGGAAGAAGAUGAGUCCUGGGGCCCCCCACCUCCAGGCAGUGCUGGUGCCCUUCCGAGAACGCUUCGAGGAGCUCCUGGUCUUUGUGCCGCACAUGCACCGCUUCCUGAGCAGGAAGAAGAGCCAGCACCACACCUACGUGCUCAACCAGGCGAACCACUUCAGGUUCAGCCGGGCGGCGCCCAUCAACGCCGGCUUCCCGGAGAGCGGCAGCAGCACGGACUACAUCGCCAUGCACCGCGUGGACCUGCUCCCUCUUAGCGAGGAGCUGGACUAUGGCUUCCCCGAGGCCGGGCCCUUCCACGUGACCUCCCUGGAGCUCCACCCGCUCUACCACUACAAGACCCACGUCGGUGGCAUCCUGCAGCUCCCCAAGCAGCACUGCCAGCUGUGCAACGGGAUGUCCAACCACUUCUGGGGCUGGGGCCGCGAGGACGACGAGAUCUACCCGCGCAUCAAAGGAGCAGGGUUCCAGCUUUUCUGCCCCUUGGGAAUCACAACCCAGUACAAGCCAUUUCGCCACCUGCAUGACCCAGCCUGGAGGAGGAGGGACCAGAAGCGCAUCGCGGCUCAGAAACAGGAGCAGUUCAAGGUGGACCGGGAGGGAGGCCUGAGCACCGUGAAGUACGGUGUGGACUCCCGUACGGCCCUGUCUGUGGGUGGGGCCCCCUGCGCUGUUCUCAGCAUCAUGUUGGACUGUGACAAGGCUGCCACCCCCUGGUGUACAUUUGGCUGAGGUGGCUGGACAGUAAGGAGGCCUGUGCCUACAGGCCACACUGUUCCUCAGCCCAG